CUGUCCGACACGUGUCAGUUCAACUAUACCCACAUAUCACACGCAUAUCCAUCAACACGGGCUGAGUUUGGCCACUGGGACGACAGCACACAAGCGCUUAUACUCAGCGCAUUCAGCUAUGGCUACGUAUUGACACAACUGCCCGCCGGUGUCGUAGUGGUCCGUUAUGGGGGCAAAUGGCUACUGGCCCUGAGCCUACUCAUCUCAGCCCUACUCUCCCUAUUAAGCACAAUGGCAGCCCGACUGGACUAUCGGCUAUUCAUUGUGACCCGCAUUGGUCUCGGGCUAUGCGAUGGUGUGAUCUAUCCGUCCGUUUACGCAAUGAUUGGCCAAUGGAUGCCUGAGUGGGAGAGAUGUCGGGGAACGGCUAUUAUAUUGUCCGGCGGUAGUGUCGGUACGAUUGUGGCCACGCAAUUGGCCGGUGUGUUGUGUGAGGGCCACUUGUGGGGCGGUUGGCCCGCCGUGUUCUACCUACAGGGUAUUGCCGGUUGCGUGUGGUUUGUGUUGUGGUCGGCGUUGGUGUUUGAGUCGCCCGAAGAGCACCCGUACAUUACAGUCGAUGAAUACGAGUAUAUUGUUGUGAACCAGAAUCCGGACAAUCAUAAGAGGCGUGUAAUGCCGUGGAAAGGUAUGCUCACAUCCAUACCAUUUUACGCGCUAACCAUCGCUCAUAUUUGCAAUGAUUGGACGAGUUAUACAAUGGAAGCACUUUUGCCUAUAUAUUUGGCUAAUGUAUUGAAAUUAAGUGUCAAGAGGACAGCACUCAUGUCGUCGCUAACAUACCUGUCCCAGACUGUGAUCGCAUGGAUUGCCGCUCACAUCAGCGAUAAUCUACGGGAAAGUAAUUUUGAUAUUAAUAUUAUUCGCAAAACUAAUCACGCAAUUGCUUAUUUGGGACCGGCAUUAUUCCUGUUGGGCGUAAUAUACGCCCGGUGUCAUACCACCGCGAUUAUAGCCAUGUUCAUUGUGGCCACGGGUCUCAAUGGGUGUCACUUUUCAUCGCUUAAGUCCACUCACGUAGAUAUGGCACCAGAUUUUGCGGGCACUCUGUAUGGGGUGACCAACUCUAUGGCUGGCGUUAGCGGACUUAUUGCCCCUCAGUUUGCAGCUUAUUUUCUUAACAACGGGGUUAAUAUUUGUUAA
Molecule: messenger RNA, 1143 nt
Organism: Medioppia subpectinata
Lineage: Eukaryota; Metazoa; Arthropoda; Arachnida; Sarcoptiformes; Oppiidae
Source: the annotation of a GenBank genome assembly